Messenger RNA from Fibroporia radiculosa, 369 nucleotides. RefSeq lists its product as uncharacterized. The record is from RefSeq and is a predicted model, not a curated record. Lineage: Eukaryota; Fungi; Basidiomycota; Agaricomycetes; Polyporales; Fibroporiaceae. The transcript has 3 exons. The coding region runs from base 1 to 369 and encodes 122 amino acids.
AUGGCCGAAACCAUGGCUCAACACCCUCCAGCGAUGAAAGUAGGCGGUCGUCGUCUGUCGAUAAGCAGGCCCCGGCCGCACCCCCCGCCCGAGCCUAAAGUUCCUACUCCGCCCGCCGAAGAAGCUACAGAUUACCCGCGCCCUACCGCCCCUGGUGAACAGCCUGUUCACCACGAGCACCAUGAGGAAGACGUGCCCAAGAGGGAGCGAAAGAAGGGCAAUGGCGGAGACGAGCACGAGCGACGGCUCAACGAGAGUCUGUAUAGGAAGGCAGAACAGAACAGGCCGAGCAAGGACUACGCCAACCGAAGCGCGGCUGGAGGCAAUGGGAGGAUCAUCAGCCAGCCAGCUCCGAAGCUCAUGAUCUGA